Messenger RNA from Anolis carolinensis (green anole), 4707 nucleotides. It is a transcript of the gene calcoco2, whose product is annotated as calcium binding and coiled-coil domain 2. NCBI's taxonomy places the organism in Eukaryota, Metazoa, Chordata, Lepidosauria, Squamata, Anolidae. The coding region runs from base 16 to 1968 and encodes 650 amino acids. The record is from RefSeq and is a predicted model, not a curated record. Gene Ontology annotation, biological process: positive regulation of autophagosome maturation; xenophagy. Gene Ontology annotation, cellular component: autophagosome; PML body. The transcript has 14 exons.
UGUCAAACUGCACUAAUGCUACAGUGUAGAUGCAGCCAGGGCUCCCUGAAGGCUGUAGAUCAGAAUGAUGGAGGCUGGACAACAACGGUCACUGGGAAGGAAGCGUGGCAUGCAUCGCGUUGUGGGACUACACUUCCCGGCAGCCUGGGCAAAGCGGCCCCGCCUGCAUCUCCAGGGCUGGACUUUGGCGAAGCCAAGGAGAGAGAGAGGAUCGGGUUUCUCUUUCGCCCGUCAAGGCGCCGCCUCCUCCCGGUGACGGGGAAACAGCGGCUGGGUCUCUCGGACAGGCAAGUCUACGGAGAGGUUUUUUCCGUCCCUGGGCAAGGAGAAGGAGAGAAAGAAGGAAGGAACUCCAGCAUGGAAGCCGUGCCUUGCAAUAACUCAGAUGAACCCCCUACUUCUGCUGUUCUCUUGGACACCUGCCAUUUCUCUCAGGUCAUCUUUACAGACGUGGAGAAAUUCUACGUUCCUGGAGGAGACAUAACUUGUCAUUAUAACCUUUCCCAGCAGAUCAUACCACGCAGCAAAGACUGGGUGGGCAUAUUCAGGGUGGGAUGGAAGACAACUCGCGAAUAUUACACUUUCAUGUGGGCACCUUUACCAAGCAAUGCCAACAGCAGUGAUGCUGAACUUCAACAGGUGCUUUUCAAAGCUUACUACUUGCCAAAGGAUGAUGAAUAUUACCAGUUUUGUUACGUUGACCAGGAUGGACAAGUCCGUGGGGCCAGCGUCCCCUUUCAGUUCCGUGCGGAGGCUGAGGAUGACAUGUUGGUGGUGACUACACAGGGAGAAGUAGAGGAGAUUGAGCAACAAAAUACAACCUUGCUUCAGGAAAACCAGAAACUGAAAGAGAAACAAGAGAGCCUCCGGGAACAGAAUGAGGAUUUGCAGAAGAGAAUCAGCGUUGCAGAGGGAGAAGUGGAGGAGACUAUGCAACAAAAUACAGCCUUGCUUCAAGAAAACCAGAAACUGAAAGAGAAACAAGUGAGCCUCCAGAAGCAGAAUGAGGAUUUGCAGAAAAAACUCAAGGUUGCAGAGGAGGAGAAAAAGGAAUUUGAGGAAAAAGUCUGUCUGCUGCAGACUGGGACGAUGGAGCUUCAGAGAGCUCAGGACCGACAAGCUUUAGAGAUAACCUCUGCUCAAACUGAAUUGGCUGCUGUCAUGGAAAAUAAUAUCAAACUGCAGAAGGAAAAGGAGGUUCUUGAAAAAAGCUUGGAUAACUUAAGGCUUCAUAAUGAGAAAGUCAAUGGAGAAGUCAGUUGUUUAAAAAAGCAGGUUACUCUUCUGGAAACACAGAGCAGUUCUACAGAGAAAGAACUGUGCCGGGUCAAAGAAGAGAGAGAAAAUAUAUUGAUUGAACAGGAACAGCUGGAAAAGAAGCUUAAAAUCACCCUGAGUCAUAUGGAUCAGCUUCAGUCAAAGGUGCAGAGUCAACAGAAAGAACUGGGAGAUCUGCAGCGUGUAGGUCAAGACAAAUCCAGGCACCUAGAGCAACUGAAGGAAGAAAGUCGUAAAUUAAAUGCCGCUUUGCUCAGACAACAAAAUUUGGAGGAGGAACUGAAAGAGAAAACACUCUUGUUUCAGACUCUGCAGAACGAAAUAGAUAUAAAGGAAAAGGAGAAUCAGUGUUUAAGAAGGGAGAAUGAAGGACUGAUGGUACACCUUCCUGAAUUGAUAGAUCAUCCACCAGCUGGGCUCCUCACCCAGUCAGCAGAACAUUCAGGUCUUUUAUUUGGGAAUCCAUAUUCUGCAGCCCCAGAGAUUCCUGAAACAGACUUGGUGUCUGUGAAAAAAUGUCCUCUGUGCAACAACGUUUUCCCUGAUGAUGUUGAAGAGCAGGAGUAUGUGGAUCAUGUACAGAGCCACCUCCUGGAAUGUUCAACUUGCCAUGAGUCUUUUGACAAUAAGCAAGUUUAUGAUGACCACGUCUACUGCCAUACGUUAGACUCACACCUCCUUAAACAUUAAACUGUAAGGGAUUAUAUCUGGGUCUUUAUGAUCUGAGAGUGACUGACAUGGAAUGGGUUUUGUAAGAUGAAGGGUUUGCUGCUGUUAAACUUGAUUUGCCAGGAUUAUUGCAUUUAUAGCAUUGACAAGUUCCUCUUUUGCACUAUACAGCCCAUUCUAUUAAAUGUGCACUUUGCUUGCCUCAGGAAGAGAUUUCUAUUGCUUGUCCUAUCACGUCUUUCAACAGGUUAAAUCUUGGUGCCGGUUAUUAUGAAGAGAGGUGGCAUUUCUUCCCUGUGUGUUUUACUAAGGAUCCUGUCACACUACAUUGUUGUAGCACUGUUAUUCCACUGCCAUGGCAUGAUUGUGUGGAAUUCCAGGGUUUAUAGUUUUAGUGAUGCACUAGAGCUUUCUGGUGGAGAAUUCUGAAUGUCCCUCCCUAAAUUGCAAAUCCCAGGAUUCUGUACAAUGUUGGUAUGGCAAUUAAAGUGGAAAACAGCACUAUAACGGUAUCGUGUGAUAGGGCCCUAGUACUGAAUAGUCAUUCUUUUCCUCUUCUGUUUGUAACAGGCAGGGAUCUCUCCAGUGUAAGCUAUUUGUUCUGUAAUAUAGUGUGUCUAGUUGUGUAAAUAAUAGACGCUGAACCUUUGUUUGCUUUGUUCAUGGUAAAAAAAGGGCAUAAUCCUGAAACAAAGUACAAAAGUGGUGGCAGCCCUGCUGGCUCCUUCUUUCUGUAUGGAUAUAAGAGGAAAGUCUGUGUUCCCACCUAUGUUAUAUCAUGUAUUUAUCAUAAUGUGUAAGGUAGGAGGUAGGAUUUUGUUUCACUCACAGUCUAAGCCUUCUCCAGCCUUGUAAGGUAUUGGCUACAAAAUCUAUGCUUCCCUCACAGCGUGUGUUAUAGUCUAGUAAUUUUAGAGUGCAGGUUUCAAACUCAUUUUCACUGAGGGGCACAUCAGCCUUAUGGUUGCCUUCAAAGGGCCAUUUGCAGUUGUAACUCUGUUGCCCUGACAUUGAAAGCCUUACAGGCCACAUAAAGUGACAUCCUUUAGACUACAUGUCUAUCCUCUAGACAUGUAUUGUAGAGGAUAUGUGGCAAGGAGGACUGAUCUAGGCAUAAUUUCAUGUCCAAAAUAUAUCUGUGAUUGCACAGAAUGAUGCUGUUUUAACCACAAUGACCUAUUGCCCUACAUAACAAAUAUUUUCCAAGAAGGCUGUUUUGAGAAGUGAAACACAGGUGGUUGUAUUGCUAACAUUUCAUCAGCCCUAACCCUACUCGAAGCUCACCAUAGCAAUCCAAAUAGCUGCAGAUUCCAUUUUUUUCUGCACAUCUCUUAUCCUCAGGUGCACAACUGGGGAAGAGGGUAGCCUGUGGCAUCCCUUGGGAGAGAGAUCUGUUUAAGGACGCCUUUAGUUCUGGGAAAAGUUCACCAGAAAGUACUUCUUGCUGAAACGAAACACGCAAAUAGCAGCCUGCUUUUUAACCCAGAUCAUACUCUCAGGAUGAAAUUUGUAGUGAAUUAUGCCCUCAACAAACAAAAAAUAAAGGGACAUAAGGGAAUGAUAGAUAGACAUACUGAAUCAUAGUGAAUUCUGUUGGAUAUGUUUCUUUUUCAUUGGGAGGGGGGAGAUCUUACUAAACAUCCCAUAUUAAGAUACUUUUCUUAAAAACAAAUUUACACAAAAGUCCUAGUGAUUUUGCGAGUCUUCAGAUGUAGCAUGUUUUAAGAAUUCCAAGUCAAAACAAUUUGGAGCCACAUUUCAAUGAGUUUCAUAUGGAAACAGAAGAGUAGGAAUGGGACUGGGCAAUCUAUCCUACUUUUUAAGAAGGCAUUUGGCAUUUCAUAAUAGGUUGAAUUCUGUACCUGCCAUCCCACUACUAUAAAACACUUUUAGACAAUGGAAAAGUAAUUAACUAAAGUCACACUGUGGAAGGUGUGGGACUCCAGGUGGUAUUAGACUACAACUCUCAUUAUUUCUGGCCAUUUUAGUCAGUGGAGAGAGAUAAGAGGAAAUGUCAUCAGCAUCUGGAAUUCCGUACGUUCCUCUUAUCUGUGAGCUAAAUGUUAGGGUUCGGAACUCUAAUAUCACAGAGUACAUGCCCAGAUAAGACUUUACCUCCCAUAUUGAGUUGCUUGCCCUUGUAUGCUUUUGCCAGACUGUGAGGCAACAGCAAGCUACUUAGAAGGACCUCAUUUAAGCAGCUCAUGGAAUAUAAAACUCAGGGCCUAGAAUCAGUUCUGUUUUUUAAAAAACCGAACCAAAAAUACUCACCCGUCCUGUUGUAUUCACUGCCGCUAAAUGCUGAUCAGUAGCUCAGGAAUCAAAGUAAUCAUCUAACAAAUGAAUAUUUUAAUAUGCACUGUGAGCUUUUAAUGCUAAGUUGGAAAUGGCAAGGUUAGAUCCAAAUGUUGAUUUAGUAAAUCUUCAUGAUGAUAAGAACUGAACAGGUUGCCCUGUUUCUUGAAAAAUGCUGUUCUUAAAUGGUUAUUUUUUAUAUUGAUAGCACAUAUUCUUCUAUGCAAGACCAAAUGCUGUAAUGAUGGUCAACUAGUAAGUAUUUUGCUGUGUUCUAAUUACUGAUAAAUACCCAAUGCUGUAGGCAGAAGCAUUUAUUUUAACUAUAAUGGUAUCUUAUUUUUAAUUAUAUUUAAUAUUACCUUUUAAACCGGUGGUGUGUUAAAAUCUGCUACUCAUGAAAAUCUAAAGUUGUAUUGACUGACUUCCUGUGCUUUGAAUAAAUAGACUGAAGUAAUCCUCUUA